Messenger RNA from Penicillium griseofulvum, 1164 nucleotides. RefSeq lists its product as uncharacterized. The transcript has a single exon. Bases 1 to 1164 code for a protein of 387 amino acids. The record is from RefSeq and is a predicted model, not a curated record. Lineage: Eukaryota; Fungi; Ascomycota; Eurotiomycetes; Eurotiales; Aspergillaceae.
AUGACCGAAAUAACACUCUUCAGUUCCAUCGUCCGCAGUUUCGAGAAAAUACCCACCGAACUCUCCCAUCAGAUAAUCGACGAUCUGCGAGUAUGGGACGUUCUAAAACUACUCUGCUACGAUAAUGACCGGGUAGACGAAUGCAUCAAUUCUCAUCCUAUCGCCCGCGUCAUUAUUGGUGUCGACCCUCAUACCAUUUUUAGCAUGAGGUUCGCCGUUAAAUUCUACCGAGAGUUCUUCUCAAAAUUAGGCAAAAAGCUGGUGGAAGAGGACUCCAUCUUGGCCAAGGACAUAUACUCGGCAAGACUGUUGAAAAGAUAUCAACUCUUGGACCACAUGUAUGCACGCAUCUACUGGGAGAUCAGAGAGCACUGGCAAAAGCUUGAUUUGACGCGAUUCGGUGCAUCCAAUUUCAUUUCGUUUAAAGAGUGGCCAGAUCCACGAAGCAAGUCAAAUGUAUUGAGCUCAUACACUUUUCAAACGAUGAAGAAAUAUUGGGAUGAGAUUCAGCAUGCCAAAGCUACUCUUUUCAAUCAGAUGGCUUCGGAGCUUCGUUGGGGUGCCGAUCUCUUAGAGGCAAAUCCGGAUAUACUUAAACGCACUUUGGAUCCGGCACAGGAGAGACGACCUAACACGGCGCACAUCGUGUCGCGGAUGAGACGUGACGCGGCGAAGAUUGUGCGGUCUCCGAAUGAAAAGUUCGUCUUUUCUGAACAUUUUGAAUAUGUGUUUGUCCAGGUUAUUCCUUUCGACUCUGCAUUGACUGAGCUGCUAUCUUUGAUGCAAAGUCAGGGUAUAGUUGUUGGAAAUCAAGUUACAGACGGCCUUCCUUCUUCAGUGACGAAGCUGGCUAACAUCGUUGUAUGUGGGUUGCCUUCUUUCUACAAAUCAGCUCUUGAAACACGCAAGGAGCUAUUCAAAAGGAAGCCAUGGUCAACUGCGAAUGUGAAAGGGGAGAUUCUCCGUACAGGAAAUACACCGUGGUCUGAACAACUGAAAACUCCUCUUUCCAUCGAUGGAUCCUUCUUCACUCCCUUCAAAACGGGCACUGUCCGCGAUUUCGUACGACCUCGUUCAUGCAACUGGGAGCCUCAUAGUGAGAUGGAGAAAGAAUGGGUUGAGUCUUUCGUGGAGUUAUAUCGAUAUUUGACGGGAAGGAAAUAG